GUCCGUCACGGAAAUUCGUCCGAGUAGAUACCCCCGAACAUGUGGGAAAGCGUUUUUAACCUGUUUAUGACAGAACAUAACGUACAAAUUCAUGAUUUGGAAGUCCGGCAGUUAAUCGCUUCGGAGGAAAUUAUUAGUUGGCAGUCUAACUAGAGCUAAUGUAGUGCAUGUGGAAGGCAAGCAAGCAGCAUCUAGAUCAUCGAGAUAUAAAAUCUGAAUACAGCAGUAAAUACAAACAAGCCCGCACGAAUGAGUCUGUUGCCCAGAACCGCCGAUGAGUUCAGCUCGGCGGACUACUGGGAACGUUUCUUCCGCAAACGCGGAGAAAAAGCUUUCGAAUGGUAUGGGGACUAUAACUCACUCUGCGGCGUGCUUCAUAAAUAUAUCAAGCCCCGGGAGAAGGUUUUGGUAGUGGGCUGCGGCAACUCAGAGCUGAGCGAGCAGCUGUAUGAUGUCGGCUACCGUCACUUAACCAACAUUGACAUCAGCGAGACAGUUGUGUCUCAGAUGAGCCAGCGAAACGCGCGACGCCGGCCGGACCUCACCUUCCAGCAGGUGGACGCCACCCAGAUGUGCUACGAGAGCGGCAGCUACCAGGCUGCUCUGGACAAGGGCACCUUGGAUGCCAUGGCUUCUGAGGAGGAGGGCACCCUGGCGAGCCGCAUGCUGGCAGAGGUGGGCAGGGUUUUGGCGGCGGGGGGUCGCUACGUCUGCGUGACCCUAGCCCAGGAGGAUGUGAUCAGGCUGGCUGUUGAGCAUUUCGCUGGGGCCGGCUGGGCCGUGCGGAUCCACUGCCUGAACCAGCGCGGCGGGGACGCCGACCCUUCGGCAUUUGCCCUGCCCAUCUUUGUUCUUGUCUGCACCAAGUUCCGUCAGCCACCCCCUUUUGCAGUGCUGGAGAUGUGCCAGGGGGAGGAUGGCGCCCCCAGCAGGUUGGCGACGGUCCCCGAGCUGCUGGCGCGGGUGAAGGAACGGCAGGCGUAUGCCCUCAUGCUCCAGAAGAUGAGGGGUGGCACAGACGCUAGCAGUACGCCAUCCCUCACACUGUGUCACGCGUCCAUGGGCCAUGCCCGAUACACGCUCACGGUCCAGGACAGUCCGCCUUCUGCCAAGGUGCCCCCUGCCAACCACUUUGCCAUCUUCAUUGUUCCUCAGGGUCAUGAGUCCGAUUGGCUGUACGGCUCUGCCGAGGGGCGCGCUCAGCUUGCCUCCGGUGCCAAGUUCCGCCGCCUGAUCGUCGUGGCGAUGCACCGGGACCAGGAAUAUGCAGACAUGGCAGCGGUGCAGGCCGAACUCUCUCCCAUGGUGAUGGAGCUGGCUCCACCUGGAAUGCCACCCAAUCAACAGGUGCCAUUCUUGUCUGUAGGAGGUGACCUGGGCUGGAGGGAGGUGGUUGCUCGAGGGGUCAGUGGCCUAACGGGGGAGUACUCUGUGGAGGAUGUCCGAGGAGAGGACGGCCAUCUCUACCGCAGGCUGGUCUUUAUGAACAACACCCAGCUGGUGCAGUCUGAAAGCCGCCUUCAGUCCUCUGCCGCGGCCUCUACUGCUCAUAAAAAGAGAAGCAAGAAGAAACCCAAACCCUCUGCUUCUGAUGCUUCUGCAUGCAGGGUCAAAGGUCAGAGUGUAGACAGAGGCUUUCUCUGCUGUACUCACCACGAGGUGAUGGUCGCAGGCCUUUCUCUGCUGGGGACAGAGGUGAUCAGUGAUAGAGACGUGCUGGUGUCUGUGUUGGUGGUGGGGCUCGGUGGGGGAGGCCUGCCACAGUUCGUGCGGGACUUUGUGCCUGGAGCACAGGUGGAGGUGGUGGAGCUGGACCCAGCCGUCCUGGACGUGGCGAAGACUUGGUUUGGGCUGCAGACAGACGACAGACUGAAGGUCGUUCUGGGAGACGGUCUGGAGCAUAUCAGGGCCCUGCAGAGCCAGGGGGGACAUUCCUAUGAUGUCAUCAUGUUCGAUGUUGACAGCAAGGACCCCACUCUGGGCAUGAGCUGCCCACCGCCUGCCUUUGUUGAAACAUCCCUACUGGAAAAAGUCUGCAAACUGUUAACCCCUCGAGGAGUGUUUAUGUUGAACCUGGUGUGCCGUGACUCCGUGCUGAGGAAGUCGGUGCUGGAGCGCUUACACACUGUCUUCUCCACCGUGUUCUCUCGGCCUAUCGAGGGCGAAGUCAACGAGGUGCUGCUGUGCUCCAGGGCUGGAGGUCAAGGAGACAAAAGCUCUGCUGUCCCAAAAGAGCUGCCACAGGCUGCCAAGAGCCUACAGGGGGCACUACAGAAGCAGUGUCACACUGCCCUCGGCAACCCCCAAAUAGACAUUUCUGCGAUGCUAAAGGACCUGCGGGUAGCUUGAACAGCUUCUCUGUGUGUGUGAUGAAGAUGAUGAGAUGGAUGGAAAUUGAAACAUAAAAAAGUGCAUAGAGAACUG
This is a messenger RNA of Electrophorus electricus (electric eel), 2424 nucleotides long. RefSeq names its product methyltransferase 13, eEF1A lysine and N-terminal methyltransferase (gene mettl13). Lineage: Eukaryota; Metazoa; Chordata; Actinopteri; Gymnotiformes; Gymnotidae. The record is from RefSeq and is a predicted model, not a curated record.